Dermacentor silvarum is the source of this 822-nucleotide messenger RNA. Its product is annotated as acetylgalactosaminyl-O-glycosyl-glycoprotein beta-1,3-N-acetylglucosaminyltransferase-like. NCBI's taxonomy places the organism in Eukaryota, Metazoa, Arthropoda, Arachnida, Ixodida, Ixodidae. Gene Ontology annotation, molecular function: hexosyltransferase activity. The coding region runs from base 1 to 822 and encodes 273 amino acids. The record is from RefSeq and is a predicted model, not a curated record. The transcript has 2 exons. Gene Ontology annotation, cellular component: membrane.
AUGGGCUGUGAGCAACGGCUCGCCUCCCUGGACUGGCCAGAAGGGGGUAAGAAAUGGCACAGUGGUGGAUGGGCGGUGAGCCAGCUAUGUAGAAAACAACUGGACACACUGUUCUUCGUGCACUCGGCGCCGAACAACUGGAAGCGGCGCGCUGACCUGCGCGCCACUCUGUUCGAAGAGGCGGCCUGCGCCGCUUUCAAUUGGACAGGCGUAUUCUUCAUUGGCGAAGACGAUGAUCCCAAGGUAAAUCUCUGGACAAGGCUCGAGGCUGAUGUCUUCGGAGACAUUGUGAUAUUAAGCUACAACGACACCUUCCUUACCCUUACGUACAAGUUCCUCGGUGGCAUGCGGUGGGUGACCGAGCAUUGUCCCAACGUGAGCACCAUCGUCAAGAUCGACGACGACGUCGGCGUACACCCGUUUCAGCUUCGGCGAUACCUGGACGAGACGCUGCCACAGAAGAAUAGUUGUAUACAUUGCAAUGUACUUGAAGAUAAUCCCGUACUCCGUGACCCGCAAGACAGGUACUGCAUCCCGCAGGACGAGGUGGCCCAAGACACGUACCCUCUGAUGUGCUCUGGUUGUUGCAUAAUCAUGACAAUCGACACGAUGCGGAAGCUGUUCAGAGCCUCGGAGAUUGCCAAGGCCUACGCCAUCGAUGACGCUUACGUGAGCGGACACCUCGCUUUGAUAGCUAAUGUUGGACACGUAACGAUCAGCUCGAAGGUCGGCUUUGAUGUGCUGCACAACGCUAGAGACAUGCUUGAAGGAAAGCAGCUCCAGCAUCUCACCUCGGUUCUAGUGGCCAACCUCAACCUGUGA